AGAAAUCUGUAAUUAGCGAAUAUUACAUAUGUAUGUGUUAUCAUUUAUCUCGAAAAAUCAAUCAAUUUAUAUCAUUUAUAAUUAUGAUACUUCGAUUUUUUCAAUCAGUAUUCAAAUAGUGAAGUGUGAUAUAGCGACGCUUAGUGAAACAUAUUUCUUUACAUCUAUGCGCAAUUGAUAUGAAAAUAUUUAUAUUUCUGCUCCUGCUCGGCUAUGGCUGGGCGAGUUUUCUACCCAAUGGGUGCCCAGCUGAUUUCAGUGUCCACAUCCUACUUCCCCACGAAACCGACUGCACCAAGUUCUACCAGUGCAGCAAUGGCCAUAAAUUUACCAUGCAGUGCCCGAGAGGAACAGCCUUCGAUGUAGAAUUGCAGACAUGUAAUUGGGCUGAUGAAGUUGAUUGCAAUCGACCUGAUCAAUCAACAUCAACAACAACGAUAAGGGUGCCAUCAACAACGACAAGAGCGCCAUCAACAACGACAGGGGCGCCAACGACAACAACUCCAGCGCCACCAGGUCUACCUAACGAAUGUCCAUCUGACUUCGACGUGGUAUUAAAACUCCCGCACGAAAUUGACUGCGAUAAAUAUUAUAAUUGCAGCGAUGGAAUCAAAAUACUGCUUAAUUGUCCGACCGGCAAAUAUUUCGAUAUGAAGUUACAGAAUUGCGACUGGUCUCAGAAUGUGGACUGUGCAAAUGUUGGUGGUGAACGGGGCGGCGCUGGUCUUUUGCCGAACGGUUGCCCAGCCGACUUCCACAUUCAUAAAUUAUUACCUCAUGAAACAAAUUGUUCGAAGUUUUACUACUGCAACUUUGGAAAUAAAAUUGAAAGGGAAUGUAGCGGCAACUUACAUUUUAACCCUAAGCUGCAGGUAUGUGACUGGCCAGAAUCAGCUGGUUGUGUUAGUGAAGGUGGCGAUGGUGGGGAAUGGCUACCAAACGGCUGCCCCUCGGACUUCAGCGUUCAUUGGCUACUGCCACAUGAAACCGACUGUGCUAAGUUUUAUUAUUGUAAUUUUGGAGAAAAAGUUGUAAGGAGUUGUCCUUCUGGUACACACUUCGAUCCUAAGCUGCAAGUAUGUAAUUGGCCAAAUGCUGUUAAUUGCACUUCUAUAGAAACAACAACUAGGCCUGAUACAACCAUACCAUCGAUUGGAACAACAAAGGAGUAUAUUACAACGACUACGAUGGAAAAUACAGAACCGUCUUUAGAAACGACUACAGAGUACAUUCCAACGACUACGAGGGAAACCACAGAACCCUCCGUAGAAACUACUACAGAGUACAUUCCGACGACUACGAAGGAAACUACAGAACCCUCCGUAGAAACUACUACAGAGUACAUUCCAACGACUACGAAGGAAACUACAGAACCCUCCGUAGAAACUACUACAGAGUACAUUCCAACGACUACGAGGGAAACCACAGAACCCUCCGUAGAAACUACUACAGAGUACAUUCCGACGACUACGAAGGAAACUACAGAACCCUCCGUAGAAACUACUACAGAGUACAUUCCAACGACUGUUCCAACAACGACUCAAGACACUACAAAGACUCCUGUUGAAUCUACGUCGGUGACUACAACAGAAUCUAUUGAAUCAACUACACCGAUUAAUAUAGAAUGUCCACCUGGAAUGCUAGGUUUCGUGCCCCACCCUGAUUAUUGUGACGCAUAUUACAUUUGUGUGAGGGGCAUUCCAACACUGAUGUGGUGUAGCAAAGGAGAGGAAUUCGAUCCUGACAGAAACAUUUGCGUUGAAAUAUCAGAAGAUGGUUGUUUCGCCUCGCAAGGUAAAUGGACACCAACAAUACCAGACACUACACCGGAGAAUUUGGCAACUACAACAGAAUCAGAUAGGGAUACAACAACAAUAGCUGCAGACACUACAACGGAGAAUUUGGCGACUACAACAGAGUCAGAUAGGGAUACAACAACAAUGGCUGCAGACACUACAACGGAGAAUUUGGCAACUACAACAGAGUCAGAUAGGGAUACAACAACAAUAGCUGCAGACGCUACAACGGAGAAUUUGGCAACUUCAACAGAGUCAGAUAGGGAUACAACAACAAUUGCUGCAGACACUACAACGGAGAAUUUGGCAACUACAACAGAGUCAGAUAGGGAUAUAACAACAAUUGCUGCAGACACUACAACGGAGGAUUUGGCAACUACAACAGAGUCAGAUAGGGAUACAACAACAAUUGCUGCAGACACUACAACGGAGAAUUUGGCGACUACAACAGAGUCAGAUAGGGAUACAACAACAAUUGCUGCAGACACUACCACGGAGAAUUUGGCAACUACAACAGAAUCUAUUGAAACAACUACACCGAUUAAUAUAGAAUGUCCACCUGGAAUGCUAGGUUUUGUGCCCCACCCUGAUUACUGUGACGCAUAUUACGUUUGCGUUAUGGGGAUCCCAACGUUAACGUGGUGUAGUGAGGGAUAUGAAUUCGAUCCAAAUGUAAACUCCUGUGUCGUGAUAUCGGAAGAUGGAUGCUUCGCGUCUAAAGAAAAAUCUACCCCAACUGACCCUGAUGCAACAACAACUACAGGGACAACAAUUGAACCUAUACAGACAACAACUGAAGCUGCACUGUGUCCUCCUGGAUUCUUAGGACACGUACCGCAUCCCGAAUAUUGCGAUAAAUACUAUCUAUGUAUAAGGGGUAUUCCACAAUUGCAACAUUGCAAUGCAGGCUUCGAGUUUGAUCCAGAAUUAAGAAUUUGCGUUGAAAUAUCAGAAGAUGGUUGUUUCGCCUCGCAAGGUAAAUGGACACCAACAAUACCAGACACUACAACGGAGGAUUUGGCAACUACAACAGAGUCAGAUAGGGAUACAACAACAAUUGCUGCAGACACUACAACGGAGAAUUUUGUGACUACAACAGAGUCAGAUAGGGAUACAACAACAAUUGCUGCAGACACUACAACGGAGAAUUUGGCUACUACAACAGAGUCAGAUAGGGAUAUAACAACAAUUGCUGCAGACACUACAACGGAGGAUUUGGCAACUACAACAGAGUCAGAUAGGGAUACAACAACAAUUGCUGCAGACACUACAACGGAGAAUUUGGCGACUACAACAGAGUCAGAUAGGGAUACAACAACAAUUGCUGCAGACACUACAACGGAGAAUUUGGCUACUACAACAGAGUCAGAUAGGGAUAUAACAACAAUUGCUGCAGACACUACAACGGAGAAUUUGGCGACUACAACAGAGUCAGAUAGGGAUACAACAACAAUUGCUGCAGACACUACCACGGAGAAUUUGGCAACUACAACAGAAUCUAUUGAAACAACUACACCGAUUAAUAUAGAAUGUCCACCUGGAAUGCUAGGUUUUGUGCCCCACCCUGAUUACUGUGACGCAUAUUACGUUUGUGUUAUGGGGAUCCCAACGUUAACGUGGUGUAGUGAGGGAUAUGAAUUCGAUCCAAAUGUAAACUCCUGUGUCGUGAUAUCGGAAGAUGGAUGCUUCGCGUCUAAAGAAAAAUCUACCCCAACUGACCCUGAUGCAACAACAACUACAGGGACAACAAUUGAACCUAUACAGACAACAACUGAAGCUGCACUGUGUCCUCCUGGAUUCUUAGGACACGUACCGCAUCCCGAGUAUUGCGAUAAAUACUAUCUAUGUAUAAGGGGUAUUCCACAAUUGCAACAUUGCAAUGCAGGCUUCGAGUUUGAUCCAGAAUUAAGAAUUUGCGUUGAAAUAUCAGAAGAUGGUUGUUUCGCCUCGCAAGGUAAAUGGACACCAACAAUACCAGACACUACACCGGAGAAUUUGGCAACUACAACAGAAUCAGAUAGGGAUACAACAACAAUAGCUGCAGACACUACAACGGAGAAUUUGGCGACUACAACAGAGUCAGAUAGGGAUACAACAACAAUGGCUGCAGACACUACAACGGAGAAUUUGGCAACUACAACAGAGUCAGAUAGGGAUACAACAACAAUAGCUGCAGACGCUACAACGGAGAAUUUGGCAACUUCAACAGAGUCAGAUAGGGAUACAACAACAAUUGCUGCAGACACUACAACGGAGAAUUUGGCAACUACAACAGAGUCAGAUAGGGAUAUAUCAACAAUUGCUGCAGACACUACAACGGAGGAUUUGGCAACUACAACAGAGUCAGAUAGGGAUACAACAACAAUUGCUACAACGGAGAAUUUGGCGACUACAACAGAGUCAGAUAGGGAUACAACAACAAUUGCUGCAGACACUACCACGGAGAAUUUGGCAACUACAACAGAAUCUAUUGAAACAACUACACCGAUUAAUAUAGAAUGUCCACCUGGAAUGCUAGGUUUUGUGCCCCACCCUGAUUACUGUGACGCAUAUUACGUUUGCGUUAUGGGGAUCCCAACGUUAACGUGGUGUAGUGAGGGAUAUGAAUUCGAUCCAAAUGUAAACUCCUGUGUCGUGAUAUCGGAAGAUGGAUGCUUCGCGUCUAAAGAAAAAUCUACCCCAACUGACCCUGAUGCAACAACAACUACAGGGACAACAAUUGAACCUAUACAGACAACAACUGAAGCUGCACUGUGUCCUCCUGGAUUCUUAGGACACGUACCGCAUCCCGAAUAUUGCGAUAAAUACUAUCUAUGUAUAAGGGGUAUUCCACAAUUGCAACAUUGCAGUGCAGGCUUCGAGUUUGAUCCAGAAUUAAGAGUUUGCGUUGAAAUAUCAGAAAAUGGUUGUUUCGCUUCGCAAGGUAAAUGGACACCAACAAUACCAGACACUACAACGGAGGAUUUGGCAACUACAACAGAGUCAGAUAGGGAUACAACAACAAUUGCUGCAGACACUACAACGGAGAAUUUUGCGACUACAACAGAGUCAGAUAGGGAUACAACAACAAUUGCUGCAGACACUACAACAGAGAAUUUGGCUACUACAACAGAGUCAGAUAGGGAUAUAACAACAAUUGCUGCAGACACUACAACGGAGGAUUUGGCAACUACAACAGAGUCAGAUAGGGAUACAACAACAAUUGCUGCAGACACUACAACGGAGAAUUUGGCGACUACAACAGAGUCAGAUAGGGAUACAACAACAAUUGCUGCAGACACUACAACGGAGAAUUUGGCUACUACAACAGAGUCAGAUAGGGAUAUAACAACAAUUGCUGCAGACACUACAACGGAGAAUUUGGCGACUACAACAGAGUCAGAUAGGGAUACAACAACAAUUGCUGCAGACACUACCACGGAGAAUUUGGCAACUACAACAGAAUCUAUUGAAACAACUACACCGAUUAAUAUAGAAUGUCCACCUGGAAUGCUAGGUUUUGUGCCCCACCCUGAUUACUGUGACGCAUAUUACGUUUGUGUUAUGGGGAUCCCAACGUUAACGUGGUGUAGUGAGGGAUAUGAAUUCGAUCCAAAUGUAAACUCCUGUGUCGUGAUAUCGGAAGAUGGAUGCUUCGCGUCUAAAGAAAAAUCUACCCCAACUGACCCUGAUGCAACAACAACUACAGGGACAACAAUUGAACCUAUACAGACAACAACUGAAGCUGCACUGUGUCCUCCUGGAUUCUUAGGACACGUACCGCAUCCCGAGUAUUGCGAUAAAUACUAUCUAUGUAUAAGGGGUAUUCCACAAUUGCAACAUUGCAAUGCAGGCUUCGAGUUUGAUCCAGAAUUAAGAAUUUGCGUUGAAAUAUCAGAAGAUGGUUGUUUCGCCUCGCAAGGUAAAUGGACACCAACAAUACCAGACACUACACCGGAGAAUUUGGCAACUACAACAGAAUCAGAUAGGGAUACAACAACAAUAGCUGCAGACACUACAACGGAGAAUUUGGCGACUACAACAGAGUCAGAUAGGGAUACAACAACAAUGGCUGCAGACACUACAACGGAGAAUUUGGCAACUACAACAGAGUCAGAUAGGGAUACAACAACAAUAGCUGCAGACGCUACAACGGAGAAUUUGGCAACUUCAACAGAGUCAGAUAGGGAUACAACAACAAUUGCUGCAGACACUACAACGGAGAAUUUGGCAACUACAACAGAGUCAGAUAGGGAUAUAUCAACAAUUGCUGCAGACACUACAACGGAGGAUUUGGCAACUACAACAGAGUCAGAUAGGGAUACAACAACAAUUGCUACAACGGAGAAUUUGGCGACUACAACAGAGUCAGAUAGGGAUACAACAACAAUUGCUGCAGACACUACCACGGAGAAUUUGGCAACUACAACAGAAUCUAUUGAAACAACUACACCGAUUAAUAUAGAAUGUCCACCUGGAAUGCUAGGUUUUGUGCCCCACCCUGAUUACUGUGACGCAUAUUACGUUUGCGUUAUGGGGAUCCCAACGUUAACGUGGUGUAGUGAGGGAUAUGAAUUCGAUCCAAAUGUAAACUCCUGUGUCGUGAUAUCGGAAGAUGGAUGCUUCGCGUCUAAAGAAAAAUCUACCCCAACUGACCCUGAUGCAACAACAACUACAGGGACAACAAUUGAACCUAUACAGACAACAACUGAAGCUGCACUGUGUCCUCCUGGAUUCUUAGGACACGUACCGCAUCCCGAAUAUUGCGAUAAAUACUAUCUAUGUAUAAGGGGUAUUCCACAAUUGCAACAUUGCAGUGCAGGCUUCGAGUUUGAUCCAGAAUUAAGAGUUUGCGUUGAAAUAUCAGAAAAUGGUUGUUUCGCUUCGCAAGGUAAAUGGACACCAACAAUACCAGACACUACAACGGAGGAUUUGGCAACUACAACAGAGUCAGAUAGGGAUACAACAACAAUUGCUGCAGACACUACAACGGAGAAUUUUGCGACUACAACAGAGUCAGAUAGGGAUACAACAACAAUUGCUGCAGACACUACAACAGAGAAUUUGGCUACUACAACAGAGUCAGAUAGGGAUAUAACAACAAUUGCUGCAGACACUACAACGGAGGAUUUGGCAACUACAACAGAGUCAGAUAGGGAUACAACAACAAUUGCUGCAGACACUACAACGGAGAAUUUGGCGACUACAACAGAGUCAGAUAGGGAUACAACAACAAUUGCUGCAGACACUACCACGGAGAAUUUGGCAACUACAACAGAAUCUAUUGAAACAACUACACCGAUUAAUAUAGAAUGUCCACCUGGAAUGCUAGGUUUUGUGCCCCACCCUGAUUACUGUGACGCAUAUUACGUUUGUGUUAUGGGGAUCCCAACGUUAACGUGGUGUAGUGAGGGAUAUGAAUUCGAUCCAAAUGUAAACUCCUGUGUCGUGAUAUCGGAAGAUGGAUGCUUCGCGUCUAAAGAAAAAUCUACCCCAACUGACCCUGAUGCAACAACAACUACAGGGACAACAAUUGAACCUAUACAGACAACAACUGAAGCUGCACUGUGUCCUCCUGGAUUCUUAGGACACGUACCGCAUCCCGAAUAUUGCGAUAAAUACUAUCUAUGUAUAAGGGGUAUUCCACAAUUGCAACAUUGCAGUGCAGGCUUCGAGUUUGAUCCAGAAUUAAGAGUUUGCGUUGAAAUAUCAGAAAAUGGUUGUUUCGCUUCGCAAGGUAAAUGGACUCCAACAGUACCAGACCAGUCAACAACAGAAACGACAAUUACAACAGACCACUACGGUAGUACAACAGAAUCCACUGAACAACCGACUGAAGGCACGUCUGAAACUCCUAAAGAAACAACGACAGACAGCGAUUCAACGACUGUGAUAUUAACUACAAAACCAUCUACAGAAGAAUCUACUACUUCCGGAACUACUGUAGAUUCUGUUGAAACAACCACAGGUGUAACUGGUACCACUGUAGACUCUAUUGAUACAACCACAGGAGUGACUGGUACCACUGUAGACUCUAUUGAUACAACCACAGGAGUGACUGGUACCACUGUAGACUCCGUUGAAACAACCACAGGAAUAACUGGUACCACUGUAGAUUCUAUUGAUACAACCUCUGGAGCGACUGGGACCACUGUAGACUCAAUUGUUACAACCACGGGAGCGACUGGUACCACUCCAGACUCCGUUGAAACAACCACAGGAGUGACUGGUACCACUGUAGACUCCGUUGAAACAACCACAGGAGUUACUGGUACCACUGUAGACUCUAUUGAUACAACUACAGGUGUAACUGGUACCACUGUAGACUCCGAUGAAACAACCACAGGAGUGACUGGUACCACUGUAGACUCUAUUGAAUCAACGACGGGAGUGGCUGGUACCACUGUAGACUCCGAUGAAACAACCACAGGAGUGACUGGUACCACUGUAGACUCUAUUGAAUCAACGACGGGAGUGACUGGUACCACUGUAGACUCUAUUGAUACAACCACAGGAGCGACUGGUAACACUGUAGACUCCGAUGAAACAACCACAGGUGUAACUGGUACCACUGUGGACUCUAUUUAUACAACCACGGGAGCGACUGGUACCACUGUAGACUCUAUUGAAUCAACGACGGGAGUAACUGGUACCACUGUAGACUCUAUUGAAUCAACGACGGGAGUGACUGGUACCACUGUUGUAUUGGAAACAACAACACCACCCAGUAUAUGUCCGCCUGGAGUAUUUGGAAAUGUUCCACAUCCAGAACUUUGUGAUGUAUAUUAUAUGUGUAUUGCCGGAAUGCCAACACUUUUACCUUGCACCGAAGGCUACGAAUUUGAUCCAACAGUUGGGCAAUGUGUUGUGAUAUCUGAAAAUGGCUGUUUCGCAUCUAAGGGUAUGUGGACCCCCACAGAACAACAUCCAACAACAACGGAAUCGUCACACAUAACAACAGAUAUAUCACAAACAACAACUAAAGACUCUAUUGAAACAACCACUGGAGGGUCUGGUACUACCGACGACUCUAUGGAAACAACUACAGGAGCAACUGGUACCACUGUAGACUCUAUUGAUACAACCACAGGUGCAACUGGUACCACUGUAGGUUCUGACGACACUACAAUAGGAAUCACUGGUACCACUGACGAUUCUAUGGAAACAACAACUGCAGGCUCUGACACCACUGUAGACGCUGUUGAAACAACAACGGGAGCGUCUGAUACCACUGCAGACUCUAUGGAAACAACAACACCACCCAGUAUAUGUCCGCCUGGAGUAUUUGGAAAUGUUCCACAUCCAGAACUUUGUGAUGUAUAUUAUAUGUGUAUUGCCGGAAUGCCAACACUUUUACCUUGCACCGAAGGCUACGAAUUUGAUCCAACAGUUGGGCAAUGUGUUGUGAUAUCUGAAAAUGGCUGUUUCGCAUCUAAGGGUAUGUGGACCCCCACAGAACAACAUCCAACAACAACGGAAUCGUCACACAUGACAACAGAUAUAUCACAAACAACAACUAAAGACUCUAUUGAAACAACCACUGGAGGGUCUGGUACUACCGACGACUCUAUCGAAACAACUACAGGAGCAACUGGUACCACUGUAGACUCUAUUGAUACAACCACGGGAGCGACUGGUAACACUGUAGACUCUAUUGAUACAACCACGGGAGUGACUGGUACCACUGUAGACUCUAUUGAUACAACUACAGGUGCGACUGGUACCACUGUAGUUUCUGACGACACUACAAUAGGAGUCACUGGUACCACUGAUGACUCUAUAGAAACAACCACUGCAGGAUCUGGCACCACUGUUGAAGCUGUUGAAACAACAACGGGAGCGUCUGAUACCACUGUAGACUCUUUGGAAACAACAACUAGAGAGUCUGGUACUACUGUCGUAACGGAAACAACAACACCACCCAGUAUAUGUCCGCCUGGAGUGUUUGGAAAUAUUCCACAUCCAGAACUUUGUGAUGUAUAUUAUAUGUGUAUGGCCGGAAUUCCAACACUUUUACCUUGCACCGAAGGCUACGAAUUUGAUUCAACAGCUGGGCAAUGUGUUGUGAUAUCAGAAAACGGCUGUUUCGCAUCUAAGGGUAUGUGGACCCCUACAGAAUCGCAUUCAACAACAGAUUCGUCAUACGUAACAACAGAAGUAUCACAGGCAGCAACAGAGGAAACGACGCUUGAUGAUAAAUUGAGCACAACUGAUCUUACUGAAGGUGAAGUUACUACUGCAGAACCUAUUGAAAUAACAACAGAAGAGCUUGGUACAACUACACUACCUGCUGUUACAACUCCAGCCAAUUUGUGCCCUCCAGGAGUAUUCGGAAAUGUUCCACACCCUGAACUUUGUGACGUUUAUUAUAUGUGUAUGGCCGGAGUACCAACGCUAUUGCCAUGCAGCAAGGGCUAUGAAUUUGAUUCAAGUUUGGGGCAAUGCGUUGUGAUAUCUGAAAAUGGAUGUUUCGCUUCUAAGGGCAUGUGGACACCGACCGAAUCGAACGAUCACACUGAUACCUCUGUUCAGUCCACAAUAAACGAAGACGCAGAACGCACAGCAGAAGAGAAAGACAUUACCGAUAGUUCUACGAUUGACAAUAAUAAGCCUGGUGACCAAGAAACAACGUCUGUUUUAAUACCAACGACAGGAGAAGAUGGUCAAAUAACAACAGAGCUUAUUGAAACCACCACGAUAAACGUAUGCCCACCCAAUUUCUCUGGCAUUGUUCCUGACCCAGAGAGAUGCGACAGGUUCUUCCAUUGCACCGUUGGUCACCCCAUUGCACUCUAUUGUGGCGCUGGAUUUGAAUUCGAUAUAAACACUCAGAGCUGUGUGCCUAUAACAGAAGAUGGCUGUUAUGCAUCUAAAGGUCUAUGGACUCCCACAGAAUCACAAACAACAGAACAAGCGACACAGCAACCAGAAGUUACAACAGAUGCAGAUAUAUCAACAACAAUCUCUGAUUUAAUUAUUGGUGACAAUGACAAACCCACUACAGAUACUUCAGAUGAAACAGCACCAGAAGACGACGGAACAGGUUUAGAAACGACUGCCUCACCAAUCGAAGUAACAACCGCUAGUAUUUGCCCUCCAGGUGUCUUCGGUAAUGUACCAGAUCCUGACAGGUGUGACAAGUUCUACAUGUGUACCGCUGGUACGGCCAUACCAUUAUACUGUGGUAAAGGAUUUGAAUUCGAUCCGAAAGACCAACAAUGCGUUAUAAUAUCUGAAAAUGGAUGUUUCGCGUCGAGAGGCUUAACGUCAGAAGAUCGAACCGAAGGUUAUGAGGUAACAACGGACAACAAAAUGAAAGAAAACCUUCAGACGACACAAAAUGUUGAAAUUACAUCAGAGGACACACAAACAACAACGGCCAUUUGUCCCCCGGGGGUGUUUGGAAAUGUCCCAGAUCCUGAGAAUUGCAAUAAGUUCUACAUGUGCACCGCUGGUAUAUCUAUACCGCUGUAUUGCAGUGCAGGAUUUGAAUUCGAUCCUGUCGUAAAGGAUUGCGUCAUUAUAUCAGAUCAUGGCUGCACUGCAUCGAAAUCGUAAAAAAAACUGGCGUUGCAAACGGACAAUCGAUAUACGGCCUUAAAAUAAAUACAGAUAAAAAAUAACGAGAAAUGUCAUGUUACAUUUAUAAUAUUAUAAUUUUGCAAUGGUAAAAGAUUUUAUGUUACGAAAUCAUAUUGUUAACUUGCUUAUUAUACUGCAAAAUUAAAAUAAAUUUAAACCGUUGAAUUUUUACAAUAUUGAACGCGUCAGUUAAAUAAUCAUAACAUUGACAAGAUACAUUUUGGCGGGUAAAUGUCACCAUUGUUUAUAAAAAUAGUCAAUAUUAAUUUUUUUUUUAAUAGUUUUGAUAAUAAUAAUUCCGUAAUAUAACCAUUGCAAACUAAUUAUAAAAAGAGUAGGUAUUAUUAGAAAACUUCGAGUAUUAAUAAA
Nymphalis io (European peacock) is the source of this 11726-nucleotide messenger RNA. RefSeq names its product mucin-5AC-like. The transcript is spliced from 26 exons. Gene Ontology annotation, cellular component: extracellular region. Gene Ontology annotation, molecular function: chitin binding. NCBI's taxonomy places the organism in Eukaryota, Metazoa, Arthropoda, Insecta, Lepidoptera, Nymphalidae. The coding region runs from base 180 to 11333 and encodes 3717 amino acids. The record is from RefSeq and is a predicted model, not a curated record.